Molecule: messenger RNA, 2284 nt
Organism: Chinchilla lanigera (long-tailed chinchilla)
Lineage: Eukaryota; Metazoa; Chordata; Mammalia; Rodentia; Chinchillidae
Product: palladin
Biological process (GO): actin cytoskeleton organization; cell migration
Source: RefSeq, a predicted model, not a curated record
CCCGCCGCGCGCCCCGGCCCGACGCCCGCCGCCUUCCUCAGCGCCCUGCUGCCCUCGCAGCCGCCGCCCGUGGCCGUCAACGCCUUGGGGCUGCCCAAGGGCGUCACCCCCGCGGGAUUUCCAAAGAAGGCCAGUAGAACUGCUAGAAUAGCCUCUGAUGAGGAGAUCCAAGGCACAAAGGAUGCUGUCAUUCAAGACCUGGAACGAAAACUUCGCUUCAAGGAGGACCUCCUGAACAAUGGCCAGCCGAGGUUAACGUAUGAAGAAAGAAUGGCUCGUCGACUGCUCGGUGCUGACAGUGCAACUGUCUUUAAUAUGCAGGAGCCAGAAGAAGAAGUGACUAAUCAGGAAUACAAAGUCUCCAGCUGUGAGCAGAGACUCAUAAGUGAAAUAGAGUACAGGCUAGAGAGGUCUCUCGUGGACGAGUCAGGCGAUGACAUGCAGUAUGGGGAUGUGCCUGUGGACAGCGGCAUGGCACCCUUCUUUGAGAUGAAGCUGAAACAUUGUAAGAUCUUUGAAGGAAUGCCGGUAACCUUCACGUGUAGAGUGGCUGGGAAUCCAAAGCCUAAGAUCUAUUGGUUUAAAGAUGGGAAGCAGAUCUCUCCCAAGAGUGAUCACUACACCAUUCAGAGAGAUCUCGAUGGGACCUGCUCUCUUCAUACCUCAGCCUCCACCCUAGAGGACGAUGGGAACUACACAAUCAUGGCCGCCAACCCUCAGGGCCGUGUCAGUUGUACUGGGCGGCUAAUGGUACAGGCCGUCAACCAAAGAGGCCGCAGUCCGCGCUCUCCCUCAGGCCACCCGCAUGUCAGAAGGCCUCGCUCUAGAUCAAGGGACAGUGCAGAUGAAAAUGAACCAAUUCAAGAGCGAUUCUUCAGACCUCACUUCUUGCAGGCUCCUGGAGACCUGACUGUUCAAGAAGGAAAACUCUGCAGGAUGGAUUGCAAAGUCAGUGGGUUACCAACCCCAGAUCUAAGCUGGCAACUAGACGGAAAGCCAGUACGCCCCGACAGUGCUCACAAGAUGCUCGUCCGGGAAAAUGGCGUGCACUCUCUGAUCAUAGAGCCAGUCACAUCCCGGGACGCCGGCAUCUACACGUGUAUAGCCACCAACCGAGCAGGACAGAACUCGUUCAGCCUGGAGCUUGUGGUUGCUGCUAAGGAAGCACACAAACCUCCUGUGUUCAUUGAGAAGCUCCAAAACACAGGAGUUGCUGAUGGGUACCCAGUGCGGAUGGAAUGCCGUGUUUUAGGAGUCCCGCCACCUCAGAUAUUUUGGAAGAAAGAAAAUGAGUCGCUCACCCACAGCACUGACCGAGUGAGCAUGCACCAGGAUAACCAUGGCUACAUCUGCCUGCUUAUUCAGGGAGCUACAAAAGAAGACGCUGGGUGGUACACUGUGUCAGCCAAGAACGAAGCAGGGAUUGUGUCCUGCACUGCCAGGCUGGAUGUUUACACCCAGUGGCAUCAGCAGCCACAGACCACCAAGCCGAAAAAAGUGCGGCCUUCAGCCAGUCGCUACGCAGCGCUGUCAGACCAGGGACUAGACAUCAAAGCAGCCUUCCAACCUGAAGCCAGCCCAUCUCACCUGACGCUGAAUACAGGCCUGGUAGAGAGCGAGGACUUGUAAUCCAGUAUUCCUGUUAAAGCUGAAACACCGAGACAGCCAUAGCCUUGACCAACAAGUUUCUCUGUCACAUUAUGUGAAAGGCAGAAAUAUACUUUGACGUAUAAGAAAUAAAAAACACCAAAAUAAUAUUUUUCUUACUUGUUAUACCAAACUUAGAGUUUAAGUAGGUGAUGCUUAUAGAAAUGUACACAUUGCACACAAAAUUUGCAUUUUUUGUCCAAUUUAAAACUGGGAAUUGCUGUGAUUAAAGUGGUCUGAAAUGCCAAAACGUUAAAGGAAAUCAGUGAUAACAAUUUACAUUAUCUACAAGUGCCUUUAAACACAAGCUAUAGGUGCUGUGUAGCACAGUAGUGUGAAAUGUUUUACAGCGCAGUGUAUUCGGACAGCUCAAGUGAAUCAAGUGCAAUAUUUAAGGAUGAAAAAGGAAGAGAACAUGACAAAGAAAUCCAAGUAAAUGCCUUGUCUUUGCAAACUGUUUUAUAUUAAAUCAUAAAGAAGGAACUGUUUGCCUUAAAUCUUACUAAUUCAAAAGUUUUCUAACAAGGGUACUAUCUUAGCUCUUAACCUUUUUUUUUUUGCGCAGUAUUUUCUUUUCAUGCCACCUUGGUAGGAAGCUUAUUUACAAACCAUAUUAAAAGGCUAAUUUAAAUAUAAA